CAACUAUUCGUGCGAAAGCUUCUUUACGUGAACAUACGUGUUUGCUUCUAAUUUUUCGUUUGGAUAAAUAUAGAUAUGCGGGCUCUAUCUGGGUCUGCGCCGAUUCAAGUCUCAACUCUCAACUAAUCAAAUAAGGAGACCGGAGUAUUCUCAAUCGAAAUCAUCCCGACAUGAAAGUCAUUGAUGUUUGUUUUAGCACGAGCUUAUUGGAUACGAAAGAUUGUCAAAAUGACUUCUUCAGCAGCCUGCCCGGCAGUGUAAAGGAAGCCAUCUUAGCAUGUUUGCCUCUUAGAGAUGCUGUGAGGACAAGUGUGCUGUCAAAACACUGGAGGCAUUCAUGGACUAGGCUCCCACACCUUAAAUUUGACAGCACACUUUGGCCACAAUUAAGUGCGAAUGAAGACUCUGCAUUUCUAACAUGUAUCAGGCGCAUUUUUCACGUUGUGUUGAAUCAUGAAGGUCCUAUGACCAAGGUCACCCUCUCCAUUCCCGGAUUUCCCGGGCUAAAAGGUUGCCCAGAAAUCGACUACUUAUUGCUCACACUGUCAAAAAGCGACGUUGAGGACCUCAAACUUCACAUAUGGUCUGGCAGCUUAUUAUAUAGAUUGCCUUCGGCGUUCUUCAGUUGUCACAAACUGAAACACGUAUCUCUUUGUUCUUGCUUGGCCCAUCCCCCUCUUGGCUUCGCUGGAUUCAGCCAGCUUCUCAGCAUUGUAAUGAUUGAUGUAUCCAUUGAUCCUGAACACCUUGGAAAUCUGGUAGCCUCUUGCCCCCUACUCGAAUUAUUGAAGCUGAAAGUGUUUCCCGCACACGAAUCAGUACUCGACAUUCAUGCUCCUAAACUCAAACACUUUCAUAUACUAAGCAGAAUAAAAUCUGUUUGUUUCAAGAACACCCCACUCCUUGAGCAAGUAUCGUUUCUGGAUCGCGAGAAAUAUGAAGAACAUUCAAUGCAAGGAGACUUCAAACUUGUUGAGCUUUUCAGUUCUCUGCCUGCACUUAGGCUUCUACGUAUAGAGUCUAACUUCACCAAGGGUAUAGCCGCAGGUGGAAUCCCAACAAGUGCUAGUUUGAGAGCAGCCCACCUCAGCUCUGUUAGAAUGGCAUUGUUUCUAGACGAUUUGGUGGGGAUGCCAUUUGUAGUUUUCCUGCUUAGGAUCUCGCCAAACUUGAAAGAGAUCAAAAUUUCACACAUUGCUGGUGCGGGCAAUAUCUCUGAGAAACUUCAUCUCCAUUCGCUGGAUGUGGAGGAAUACUCAGAUGUAAAACUGGACCAGCUCAGGGUGGUGGAGAUGAAAGGUUUUGCUGGUGCAAGGAACGAAGUGAGACUUGCAAAACUUCUUCUGAUCAAAUCUCCGAGGUUGGAGAAGAUGGUCAUUCGAGCCAAUGCCAAAGUGUGUGCCGAAAAACAACUCCUGAUACUUAAAAAACUAAUCCGUUUGCCCCGUCCUUCACCAACUGCAGAAAUCAUCUAUGAAUAGGUGGGCAGUUGUUUCUGUGUGUGGAUGCCACUGCUUGGCAUUUGUUCCUUGUUCUUACUUUAGAGAUGUGGUAGUAAUUAUGUUUAGGUUUAAUAUUUAGAGGGUGCAGUGUUUGGGAUUGUGGCAGAUUAUUGGAGAAGCUAAAGUUUUAAGUGGGAGUGGAAAGCAGCUACAUAUUUUGAACUUUGUUCAAAAAAACUUCUGGAACCAAU
Cuscuta campestris is the source of this 1693-nucleotide messenger RNA. NCBI's taxonomy places the organism in Eukaryota, Viridiplantae, Streptophyta, Magnoliopsida, Solanales, Convolvulaceae. The record is from the annotation of a GenBank genome assembly.